CACUAUCGCUGCCCGACUUUAAUUACUGCAUUUCUUCUUUCUCAAAGUGACUCUCUUUUCCGAACUUUUCUGAACGCAGACUUCUCUCCCGGCAUCGACCACCCCGAGAUCGCCCACCGUAUGGAGGCAGCAUCAGCUAGAUACGCGGCGCGGGACCGCUGGGUGCAUGAGGGUCAACCUCCCCAAACACCCCUGCAGCGCUACAUUCACAAUGCCUGCGACCCCCAAAACUUUGAGCCGAACCUGGCCCUGAAUCUGGAGAUAGCCGACUUGAUCAAUGCUAAGAAGGGCAAUGCUCCACGAGAGGCUGCCGUCGCCAUUGUCCAGUACAUCAACCAUCGCAACCCCAAUGUCUCUAUGCUCGCCCUCACCCUCCUCGAUAUCUGCGUCAAGAACUGCGGCUAUGCUUUCCAGCUCCAAAUCAGCACAAAGGACUUCCUCAACGAGCUCGUCCGUCGCUUCCCCGAACGUCCCCCUAUGCGAGCAACUCGCGUCCAAAACCGCAUCCUUGAGCUUAUCGAAGAAUGGCGCUCCACCAUCUGUGUCACGUCAAAGUACAGGGAGGACCUGGGCUUUAUCCGGGAUAUGCACCGCUUGCUGAGCUACAAGGGCUACACUUUCCCUGCUGUCAAGAAGGAGGAUGCCGCAGUACUCAACCCUACAAACGACCUUCGAUCAGCCGAGGAGAUGGAAGAGGAGGAACGCGCUGCUCAAUCAGCGAAACUGCAGGAGCUCAUCCGCAGAGGUACCCCUCAUGACCUGCAAGAAGCCAACAAGCUCAUGAAGAUUAUGGCUGGAUUUGACACUCGCCGCAAGACCGAUUAUCGCGCAAAGGCUGCCGAGGAGGUCGGAAAGAUUCAACAGAAGGCAAGAUUGCUGGAAGAAAUGCUGCAAGGUUACAAGCCUGGCGAUGAGAUCAAGGAGGGUGAUGUCUUCGAGGAACUCGCAAACGCUUUGGCUAGCGCGCAUCCGAAGAUACAGAAAAUGUGUGAGGAAGAGUCAGAAGAUACCGAGGCCGUCGCAAAACUGUUUGAGAUCAACGACAGCAUUCACCGUACUAGCGAGAGAUACAAGCUCAUCAAGAAGGGUGAUCUCGAGGGUGCCAACCGUAUUGCCGCUGGUACUCUGGGUAUCAGUGGUGCUGGUGUUAAGAGCGGCCCCAACAAUGAGCUGUCCUUGAUCGACUUCGGUGGUCCCGAGGAAGAGGAAGCCGCUCAGCCUGCACAGUCCCAGUCAUCGCAGGCAGCUCCUCCACCUAAGGGCAACGCCCUGGAAGACGACUUGCUUGGCCUGUCCAUGGGCGACUCUGCUUACGGAUCUGGUGGUGCCUUGACAUUGGGCUCUCCUAGCAAUGGUCUGGCUGAUCUUGCCGGCCCCUCAAGCUCACAGCCUACGCCCGCCCCAGCACCGGCUGCCAUUCCUCCCCCUGCCCAACCCCAGGCAGCAAAAGCAAACUACGACCCAUUCGGCAUGAUUUCCUCUCCCGCCCCUACAUCAAACGCCUUCAACCAACCCCAGCAGCAACAACGAUCGGCCGAUCCAUUCGCCGCUCUUGCUGGUAACUCGCGCACCGCAUCACCCUUCCAGUUCCAGCAAUCCGUCAAGUCCACAGCAUCGCCCGCAGUCCCCCAAUCUGCUGCAUCACUGUUGGGCGGUGACGAUGAGUGGACUUUCUCUUCUGCUCUCCCCUCUCAGCCCCAGCAGCCUCAAAGUAACGCCGUUACUGUCAUCGACUCGAGUGUUAAGGCUGUCUUCCACGUCUCAAGGCCAGCAGGUGCAACCGACUACUUAGCCAUCGACGCCAGAAUAUCAAACAAAACCCCCCAACCCAUCAGCGAUUUCACCCUCCAACUCGCAGUAACAAAGGCUUUCUCCUUGCAACUGCAACCACAAUCCGGUCGCAACUUGUCGCCAAUGCAAGUCGAUGGCAUUAAGCAAGCUAUCCGUCUGCAAGGUGUCACACAAGGCAAGGGCAAUGCAGUACGUAUGCGAUGGCGUGCCAGUUACUCAGUCGCCGGUCAGCCGCGUGAGGAAAGUGGCGAGGUUAGCAAUCUGGGCGUGCUUUAGAAGCUUACUCUGCUCCUCUUUUAUAGAAAUGUCCUUUCUUGUUUCUUUUCUUGUUUAAUACGACUUUUUGAGAAGCGGAAAACGCGAUUGUGGUUUUCUUGGUUUUCAAUAUCGACUCGUCUGCGCUUGUGUCUACUUGUGAUUGUUGUGUUAUUGUUAGGAGACAAACGAUGACAUGAGUUGAGAGGGUAGACACUAGAGUCUGCGUCUCGCCUUGUUGAGGUGGGGUCAUUGACAGCUUGUCAAUAUGUACGAUGGUUUUUGUGUCGCUGUCGGUAAGAGAGCACGUGUGUAUGAGUGUCAUUCUCGGUGUGCAAAUCACCAACCUUCAAAGGACGACAAGAGGCACGAAUAUGGUAGACAACACAUAGAUAUCACAUCACAGAGAUACGACAG
Messenger RNA from Aureobasidium pullulans EXF-150, 2463 nucleotides. Its product is annotated as ADP-ribosylation factor-binding protein-like protein GGA1. The record is from RefSeq and is a predicted model, not a curated record. Gene Ontology annotation, biological process: Golgi to endosome transport; Golgi to vacuole transport; protein transport to vacuole involved in ubiquitin-dependent protein catabolic process via the multivesicular body sorting pathway. Lineage: Eukaryota; Fungi; Ascomycota; Dothideomycetes; Dothideales; Saccotheciaceae. The transcript has 4 exons. Gene Ontology annotation, cellular component: trans-Golgi network. Gene Ontology annotation, molecular function: ubiquitin binding; phosphatidylinositol binding. Bases 121 to 2067 code for a protein of 648 amino acids.